CAUUUCAGAGCACCGUGACAAUGAUCCCGGCCCACGACAGCCCUCUGGCUGCUCUCGCGUUCAACACCUCUGCAACCAAACUUGCCAGUGCUUCAGAGAGGGGCACCGUCAUCCGAGUCUUCUCUGUUCCUGAGGGUCUUCGUCUGUUUGAGUUUCGCCGAGGAAUGAAGAGGUAUGUCAACAUAAGCUCUUUAUCAUUCAGCUCUGAUGGCCAGUUUCUCUGUGCCUCCAGCAACACAGAGACGGUGCAUAUCUUUAAACUGGAACAACUGGGACUGAGUGGAGAGGACGAGGCUGCCACCUGGACAACCUAUGUAGGGAAGAUGUUUUCAGCAGCUAGCAGCUACCUCCCUGCUCAGGUGUCAGGCAUGAUGAGCCAGGACCGGGCUUUCGCCACCGUUCACCUCCUCUCAUCUGGCCAGAGGAACGUCUGCACCCUGGUCACGAUCCAGAAGCUUCCACGGCUGCUGGUGGCCACUGCUGACGGCCAGCUGUUCAUCUACAACGUGGAUCCUCAGGAUGGAGGAGAGUGUCAGCUAGCUCACAAACACAGGAUCCUCGGCAUAGAUGAUGACAACGAGGAAGGACCACAGCCAGGCGGGUCACAGGUCAUCGGGCGGGUGCAGUCUUCUCCAUCUUAUGCUGAAACUGCUGCCUUACCAGCAUUUGGUCCCGUCACCGCCACCCUCACCGGUUACUCUGAGGAUGGCGGGACUAAGAAUGGUGAAGUCAUUCCAGAGCACGAGUUUGCCGCCGGUCCCGUUUGUCUGGAUGAUGAGAACGAGUUUCCUCCUGUGAGCGUCCAGACGUGCUAAACGUUAGCCAAAGCCUUUUCUCCAGCUUCCGAUCAUGUCAUCCAAGCAGCUCAGAGAAGAUCAGCUGAUCAUAUUUGAGAAGAUGUGAUCAUGUUUCAAUCAGAAACUUUAGUUCUGAACACAGUUCACAUCAGAAACUAACGCAGUUCAUUCACCAGCCACAAAUCGCUAUCAAGAUGCAACUCUUCGUUUAUUUUUUUAAAUCAAUUUGAUUUUUUUUAAAACCACGUUAACAGUCAGACUGGCGCACACUGGGACCAGUGGUGGAGGUUUUGGCCCAUUUCCAUCCAUCCAGACACAGUGUGACGUUGCUCUGGACGUGAGCAGAUCAGAUUGUUGAAGGAAAAUUCCAGUUUUCCAGGUUGGAUUAUGCUAACGUUACACCUCCAUGUACAGAUUUAGGACAUGAAGAACCAACAGGAAUAAAACUCUCUGCAGAAGCUGCAGAAAUAUCUGAACCAGUUUAUUUCCUUUUUAUACUCACUGGAAUUUUCCUUUAAUUCAGAAGACGUUGGGACAUAAGCUAACCAAGUAAGUGUGUUCAUGUGUCUUGAUAAAUAAACUGAUGCAGCAGCAGGACUGGAGGUGACCUGGGGAUGUGCUCGUGAGUGGGUAGAGGGACAGAUGGACAAACCCCAAAACUGAAUGUCUCAUGGUGCUAAAUACAGUUAGCCCCUUCUGCUGCGUUACAGCAGAGAGACUUUUUUUUAUUAUUUUUUUGGCUCAAACAAAUCAAAACUACCGAAUCUGUAAUUAUUUAGAUUAUUUUAACCUUUAAAUGUAAAUCUAAAGGUUGGUUUUCUAAAGAGAAACUGAAAUUGGAAUUUCAAACUUUUUGAAGAGAAACACUUUCUUCUAAAAACCAUGACCAGAACGGGGCCAGAAAUGGAGGAAAACUGGCCUGAAGGGACAGAAACAUUGCUGAUGACCUGCACCUGGGAAGGAAAACCAGACCAAGCAGUAGAUCUGAGUGUAAAAUGAGAGAAGGAGUGUUACAGAACGCUUCCAGUAAUGGUCAUGCAUCCAGAAUCAUCCACAGAGAUUCAUAUUUCACCAUUUUCUCAUGUAUUUAUUCACAGGAAUGAACUUGUUUUCCCUUAAAAUCCUUCACACAGCAUCUUAUAAUGACACCACGGCCAUUUUCCAACGUUUCCAGAGAUGUCCAGGUCUGUGUUCUGGCUGGGUUACUCAGUGAUGCUCCCAGGUUGGGUGCUUUGAUUGGUUGUCCUGUUGGAGGUUGAUUCUCUGGCCCAGUCCAGAGCACUCUGGAACAAGUUUUCAUCCAGGAUCGCUGCAUUCAUCUGUCCUUCAUUCCUGACUGGUUUCACUGUUCCUCCACACAGCAUGAUGGUGCCACCACCGUGCUUCACUGUAGGGAUGGUGUUGCCGGAUUUCCUCCAGCUCAGACCAAAGAGUUCCAUUUUGUUAUAUCAGACUAGAAAAUGUAGUUUUUCAUGGCCUGGGAGUCUUUCACGGGCCUUUCGGCAAACUCCGGGUGGGCUGUCCUAUACACUGCCCGUCUAAAAACAAAUCCCACACUCAUAUUUAGUUGGAUGUUUUUAUCUUUGAUUCCAGCAGCUUCCCUGUGGCAUCGUCUCUAGAAGCUACUGCAACAUCACCAGAUUUAUUUCCAUCCAGUGUUGCAUUAAUUUUUCUUCAAGAUCUGGUGUUGAUGAUGGAGAGUCCGACCACUGAGCAAAGCCUUCUCCGGCAUAUCCCAAAGAUCCUCCAUGGGGUUCAGCUCUGGACUCUAGUGGCCGAUACAUGUGUGAACAUAUCUCCUGUUCCCUGAACCACUCUUUUACAGUCUGAACCCCAUGAAUCCUGCACUGAGCUGUCAGGGAAGAUAGAAUAACCUGCUCAUUCAGGAUAUUCAGGCUUUCACUAUUAAACAUGGUCCUGAGUUCUACUGCUGUUUUUCUUCCAUCUGGUUCCACCAAACGUUGAAUCACUGAUCACCAUCAUUCAGGACGUUAUUCUGACCACAUUUCUUCCUGGAACACUAUGGUUCCCACCAUCCUUCCAGUUUUUAAUGAUGGUUGGACAUUUCUGAACCUGGUUCUAUAGUUUCUGCUUCUCUCUGAGAUGUUUUCUCUGCUUGAUGGUCUGACCCUUCUGGACCAGACUAAUAUCUUUUCCCUGACCCCGGGACGUCUUUCCAUGUGGUUGAUGAACAAAGAAUUGAAUUCGUUUUUUAAAUAAGUUAGUAGAUAAAAUGUGUAAAUAGUGAAGCUCUGUGGAGACUUUCUGUAGUUUAGAUCAUCAGCGGUGACAUUUUGAGCACGUUGGCUGUAAACUAACCAGGAGGUCUUUUAGUUUUUGCAUGCUGGAGAGGAAAUAUAAGCAUUACAUUAUUACUUGACAGAUAUUCUAUUAUGUUGCAUUAUUGUAGCGACAUGUUUAUUAUCUAAAUAAUAUUUUUAUUAGCUCAGAUAUUUUGUGUUUCAUAACAUUUAACUGCAUUGUAUUCAGUGUUUCAGUGGAUGCUUCCUGGACACCUUUCAGAGGGUGAAAACAUUGUUUGUUUCUGCCAGAAAAAAUACAGCCUGUUUUACUAAAUACACACAACUGAAAGAAACUAAAGAAAUAUACUCUUAGAAUGAA
This is a messenger RNA of Melanotaenia boesemani (Boeseman's rainbowfish), 3419 nucleotides long. It is a transcript of the gene wipi1, whose product is annotated as WD repeat domain, phosphoinositide interacting 1. Gene Ontology annotation, molecular function: protein binding; phosphatidylinositol-3-phosphate binding; phosphatidylinositol-3,5-bisphosphate binding. Gene Ontology annotation, biological process: protein lipidation; autophagy of mitochondrion; nucleophagy. The transcript is spliced from 7 exons. NCBI's taxonomy places the organism in Eukaryota, Metazoa, Chordata, Actinopteri, Atheriniformes, Melanotaeniidae. Gene Ontology annotation, cellular component: extrinsic component of membrane; phagophore assembly site membrane; cytosol. The record is from RefSeq and is a predicted model, not a curated record. The coding region runs from base 21 to 815 and encodes 264 amino acids.